AUGCCCCUCUCAGCAACCCAAAUGCGCAACCUCGCCCUCGCCUGGCAGUGCUUUGAGACUGAGCCGAAGGUCGACUACGACAAAUUCCAUCGCCUCGCCGGCCUGGCCUCCGCCCACUCCGCGCGCGAACUGCUGCGCGUGACGAAGAAGAAGUUGCGGGAGGAGUAUGGGGAUCCUUCUUCCGACGUCACCGCCUUUGGCAAGGGUACGGGGACGCCGAAGGCCACGCCGUCAAAGGCGACGCCGAAGAAGAACACGCCCAUGCCGGCUGCUAAGGGUACGCCGAUGACGGGGACGGGGAAGAAGAGGGGGAGGAAGGCGGCUGGGGAGACGGAGGGGGACGGUGUGAACGGCGAGGAGGGGAAGGAAGAUGGGGACGAUGAGGAGAGUCCGAGCAAGAAGGCUAAGAACACGCCCAAGGUCACGGUGAACGUGAAGAAGGAGAAGGAGGGUGGCGACGACGACUUCGGGUUCGCGGACUUUGAUUGA
Messenger RNA from Saxophila tyrrhenica, 489 nucleotides. RefSeq lists its product as uncharacterized. Bases 1 to 489 code for a protein of 162 amino acids. The transcript is spliced from 2 exons. The record is from RefSeq and is a predicted model, not a curated record. Lineage: Eukaryota; Fungi; Ascomycota; Dothideomycetes; Mycosphaerellales; Extremaceae.